Molecule: messenger RNA, 5650 nt
Organism: Syngnathoides biaculeatus (alligator pipefish)
Lineage: Eukaryota; Metazoa; Chordata; Actinopteri; Syngnathiformes; Syngnathidae
Gene: smad10a
Product: SMAD family member 10a
Exons: 13
Coding region: 198-2156 (652 amino acids)
Biological process (GO): regulation of transcription by RNA polymerase II; SMAD protein signal transduction; cell differentiation
Cellular component (GO): heteromeric SMAD protein complex
Molecular function (GO): DNA-binding transcription factor activity, RNA polymerase II-specific; RNA polymerase II cis-regulatory region sequence-specific DNA binding; I-SMAD binding
Source: RefSeq, a predicted model, not a curated record
CACUGACGCGCACGAUGUCUCCCUUCUAUUGUUAUGGUGUCGUGCGCGUGAGGAACGGCCAGGAUGCACGAGGAGACAGCAAGACUGAUCAAAUGAUAAACCGAGUGUGAGACGCUCGAGGUUGCGCGCUGUACCGUAUGAGGCAUUGACGCCGUUGAGCAGCAUUUCGGUGGUUAGACAGUGCUAAGAGGCAGCUAAUGCACUGGCGAGUAAACAUUCCUACUAGCUGGUCAGCACCACUCAGUCCGCUGGAAGCAAUUGUCGGGCAGCUCUUUCUGUUCAAGUUCCUCUCUUCUGUCCGUCUGAUGUGGACUGAUUCAGAACUGCGCCAUCAUGAUCCCAGUGAAGCUUCUGGUCACUCAUUGGCUGACCAACUUAAUACAAGCAGCAUCAUGUCUGUGAACCCUCCAAGUAGCAAUGACGCAUGCCUCAGCAUCGUCCACAGCCUCAUGUGCCAUCGGCAGGGCGGGGAGAACGAGGGCUUCGCUAAGCGCGCCAUCGAGAGCCUGGUCAAGAAGCUGAAGGAAAAGAAAGACGAGUUGGACUCGCUCAUCACUGCUAUCACCACAAAUGGCAUCCACCCGAGCAAGUGUGUCACCAUUCAAAGGACGCUUGAUGGACGACUGCAGGUGGCAGGGAGGAAAGGUUUUCCUCAUGUUAUUUAUGCACGGCUGUGGCGCUGGCCUGACCUCCACAAAAAUGAACUCAAGCAUGUCAAGUUCUGCCAGUAUGCUUUUGACCUAAAGUACGACAAUGUGUGCGUAAACCCCUACCAUUAUGAGAGAGUGGUGUCUCCAGGCAUUGUUGGUCUCAGUCUUCACAACACAGCGCCACCUGGUGGUCUGAUCAAAGAAGAGUAUAUUCAUGACUGUAUACAGAUGGAUCUUCCACCUGGUAUGCCGCUGUCUGACCACCAAGCAACAUGCAAGAUGCUUCCUCCAGACCACUAUGGCCAACCCCUGCCUUCUCCACAUCUGACCUCCGAUCCUCAUGGACCCCCACCGGUCACCAGAUAUACACAGCUGCCUGUUUCACCCAAAGUGUCAAACUCUGGCAUCAUGCUGCCACAACAGGGCAGUCACGUCGAUGCCCGCCCUCAGACUGCUUCCCCACAGCUUCAAGUUAUGACUCAAGCACCACGUUCCCCGACUCCAAAUCAACCCCCUCCUCAGCAACAAGCUCCCCAACCACCUCAAGCCCCGCACCCGCAACAAUCCUCUCUACCUCCUCCUCAAUCUCAUGGUCAGAAUGGAUACAGCAGCAGCAAACACUCACAGAGCCAGGCUGCCUUCCACACGGUGUGGACAGGCAGCAACACAGCCUCCUAUACGCCAAUAGGACCUCUGCAGAAUGGUCGCGGUCAUCAGCCAACACCCCUUCACCAUCCAAACCAACAUUGGUCUCAGCAUCAUGGUUCAACCUCUUUCCCCCCAUCUGUGUCCAAUCAUCCAGGACCAGAGUUUUGGUGCUCGAUCUCGUACUUUGAAAUGGACGUGCAGGUGGGUGAGAUGUUUAAGGUGCCAUCCAGCUGCCCCGUGGUGACGGUGGAUGGUUAUGUCGACCCGUCGGGAGGCGACCGCUUCUGCCUCGGCCAGCUGAGUAAUGUUCACCGCACAGAUGCCAGUGAGAGAGCCCGCUUACACAUCGGUAAAGGGGUGCAGCUGGAAUGUCGUGGCGAGGGCGACGUGUGGAUGCGGUGUAUGAGUGACCAUGCUGUGUUUGUACAGAGCUACUAUCUUGACAGGGAGGCAGGGCGAGCCCCAGGUGAUGCUGUGCACAAGAUCUACCCUGGAGCCUACAUUAAGGUGUUCGACCUACGGCAGUGCCACAGACAGAUGCAGCAGCAGGCUGCAACAGCUCAGGCUGCCGCUGCGGCACAGGCAGCUGCGGUGGCAGGAAAUAUACCGGGCCCAGGCAGUGUUGGAGGCAUCGCGCCCGCAGUCAGUCUGUCUGCCGCAGCAGGGAUUGGCGUGGAUGACCUUCGGCGACUAUGUAUCUUGCGGCUCAGCUUUGUCAAGGGCUGGGGGCCGGACUAUCCCAGGCAGAGCAUCAAACACACGCCCUGCUGGGUGGAGGUCCACCUUCACCGUGCUUUGCAGCUUCUGGAUGAGGUGUUGCAUACCAUGCCAUUAUCUGAUCCAGGGCCUGCUAACUGAGAAUCGUUAUGCUGAAAUUUAGAUCUGGAUUAUUUGAAUGUGAACACACAGGCCUUUAGAUAUUUUUGCUUUGUAGCUUCUCUCAAAGACAGGAAUUCCAAAUGAAAAAAAAAACAGAAGACAAACAAAAAUGCCCAACAACCCUUUUAAUGCUUGUAACAAUCAAUUUACAGUGCAUUCUACACUUCAUGUAGUUUGACAUGAGACAAAACCUUCACACUACAUUUCGUAGAUUCUUACACUUCACAGAAAUGAGUGUCACCAUGGUGAGUCACAUUGCAUUGACAUGCCACAGCAAAAAACGAAUGCUAUCAACGAGAUGUGUUUUGAGAACAAAACACUAUGUUGCGUAUAAAAUACACUUCCAAAAUUACAAUUCAGUUGGAGAUUGGGCCGUAAUUCUUUUUUAUAAAUCAAUUCCAGACUGUUUGCGAAUUGUGGUUGAUCGGCUACUAACUGCUACACAAACACACAGAACACAAAUAAUGAAAAUAGGGGAUGUUUUAUUCCCGAAAACUCCAAUCAGAAAUCCAGAUCUCCUUUUCUGCACUUUGUGCAGUUUUAUCACUUUAAAUUCCAUACGAUAUAGAAUAAUGCAGGAUUCUUCGCAGGAGUUCAAAUCACAAUUGAAUACCUCUAGAAAAGGAUGUUUGAAGACAAACAGCAUUAUUUUUUCCUCUCUGUGUCGUACGAACAACUGAAGUGAUGUGUAAAUGUGGAUGAGAGAAGAACGUGUUUUGUCACCUCUGUGCUUGUACCGUGCUCGUCACUGUCCGUUGACCUGAACUCUCGCUUGUUGUUCCUCUUCGUAUGGUCUGCUCAAGUAUACAGUAUAUCCAUUUUUGUUUUCAUACCAAAAGACUAAAAAGCCAAAAACAUUUAGCUUUAAAGUGGUGUUGUUGGUCUUCGUAAUGAACCAGUGCUACCCCUGUAUUUAACCAAAUGUUUGGUGUGAAUCACCAAAGCUGGAAUACCUCAUAAGCGACACUUCAUAACUAGUUUUUCCUCCACAACUCCUCGUUUCAUAACUGACUGAGUUUCAAAAUUCAGAAUUGCUCUAUCAAACAACCAAGUUUUCGCUGUAACACUCUAUUUUUGUGGGUUUUAUAUGUACAAUUGCAUUGUUACUGGAUGUUACUCUGUAGCAUCUCAGACGUAGGAAAGCAUGCUAAUGUGAUUCAGAAUGUUUGGCAAGCGACUGGCAACACCAGAGGCGGACGACUGAGUCCUUGUCUUGGCCUACCAAAAACUUGCCUGCAAGACCAGUGCCUUUCUAGCUCAACACCAUCUCUGAAUGGCUCUCAAGAUUAAUAGAACCCUGGUAUGUUUUCUUUUCUUAAUCACUGUGUUACACAACACCAAGUCAGUUUGUAGUUGGUUACAGUUCCUUUCUCAAAAUAACAUCAUGAAAUAUGUUUGAGUAUAUUCUCAUGACUCUUCUUAAUUUUAAAUGAAUGCAUCAACAGGACUCUUGGUUGUUUUCUCUAAAAAUAGUGAAUUAAAAGCAUAGAUCAUUAUUUUGGAAUUCACAACAAAUUUGUUUUUACACAAAUAAUAAACUGAUAACAAAACAUGCUAAAAUGUUAAUCCAUAAUAAAAUUGUGUGGCUUGAAUUGUAUUGUACAUGAUAUCAUGACGAAUCGACAUAACUUGGACAUCUCUUGACAGCCCAGAUAAGUAAAUGUUCCAUAAAAUUAUGCCGAUAAAAGAAUCAAUAUUCUUUUGUGUUCAAAAGUGUAAUUUUUAGUCUUGGGAUUUUCAAAUCGUCGGACUAACUAAUAAAUAGCACCGCAAGGUGGUGCUUCGACCUCGUUAUAUUUGGAAAAAUAUUUAAAAAAAUCAAUCUACAUUGUUGGGUGAGAAUCAAAAUGUGCGUACGAUUGAAACCACAUGCAAAGAAAAAUGAUGAGACCUCUUUUUGCCAUUGUUUUAGAGACCACAGCAGAUGUCUGAUAUGGAAGACAAAAUAUUUGAUGGCACAAAACAAACAUCAGCAAAUUUUGGCUGCGCAAAAUGACAUUUGAGAAGCUCUCAGGCAACUCUUUAAUUUGCCACCUGUUGUUUUAACCCUCAUUCAAGUGUAGAGAGUUAAACAAUAUUUUCAUAUUGUAAAUAAUCAUUCUGAAUAUUAGUAAUUAGAGAUAAAAAAAAACAAUAUAAGCAAACAAUUGCAUAAUUGGUAUUACGAAAAAUGAAUAAAUUGUAUGUAAGUUGUAAAAAAAAACAGGCAAUUUCAAGCAGAUAAAAUAGUAAUAAAAUAAUAAAAGGAACUUUACCAACACUGUGUAGCCAUACUGCACAUUUGAUCCAGGUCAGUUGCACUCUGAUGCAGGAAACACACUCGAGUUCUACUUAACUGCUCUAAGAUUCUGAAGAUGUAGUUGUGAUGACUGCCAGACUAAUAAAAAUAGAAACAGACGAGACCAAAGCUAAAAGUGGCACGUGGUUACAUUGUUGCUUCACUUGGUCCAAAUGUAAAUAACUGCACCAACUGGUGUUCUUGCUGUCAGUCUAGGUCAGGAGGUCCUGGGUUGACUUUUAGAACUGUUUGGAAAUGAGCUGCUUUUCAAAGACGAGCCCACACGACCAUAAUAUGCAUAUUUGUGAUUUGUGCCUUUUGUUGUCAACCGUAGAUGCGCCAAAACACUGGAUUGUAACACAGUUUUGGUUUGUCUUCUCUUCUUUUACCAUUCCUGUCGUUGCGCGUCGUGAUUUGGUUUGUACCAAGUUUUGAUGACAUCUUGUGCUUCCCUCAGGUAUCUGAAAUCAUCAAAUGUCAAACUGCUUUAUAGAAAUAGAACUAUUAAGAGAGUACCCAUUGUAUCAGAGUAGUGUAAUUUAUUGCCUUAGUCUUUUUUGUGAGUGUGAAAUAAUGACAGAGCUCAUUUGAAAAAUAUAGCCCGCAUUCAGGGAAAUACAAGUCCUCAGCCAGUGAGCAAAUGUAUCUUUUUAUUUUAAAAACUUUUUUUCCAUUGCCAUUAGAUCACGUUGAUGUUGCCACCACUCUGUUUGUUUUCACUAUGUUUUAAUUUAGGGGAACAAUGUUGGUGAAAAGUUGCAGUUUACAACUACUAAAACCAAGCUUCGCUAUCAUCAUGUACAGUACCUAAUACUUCAAGGAUUUUUGUAUCCUCCACAAUCCAAGGGAAUCAGAACAAUGUCCAUUUGAAUUUUUUUAUUUAUUUUAUCCUGAUGAACUUUUCUGUAUUUUGUUUGUACAUAAUGUUCAGUUUUUGCCUUUUUGCCCUAGAUGAGCAGUACCUACUAACUAAAUGAUGGAAAUGUUCAUGAUGUACGACUGCUUUAUUCAAACCCCCCCGAUCAUCAGGCCAGUUCAGCACCGUCAUUGAAGCUAAGGUUCUGUUGUCAUGGAAACCACACUGCACACUAAAUGAUUGAUUAAUUUGAUGGUUUGAUUGUGUUACAUUUGCAUCUGUCUUCAGUAUAGUACUCUGUAUGUAUCAGUAUGAAAUAAAUUGUAAUAAAAACACCAA